This is a messenger RNA of Radiomyces spectabilis, 240 nucleotides long. RefSeq lists its product as uncharacterized. The record is from RefSeq and is a predicted model, not a curated record. The coding region runs from base 1 to 240 and encodes 79 amino acids. The transcript has 2 exons. NCBI's taxonomy places the organism in Eukaryota, Fungi, Mucoromycota, Mucoromycetes, Mucorales, Radiomycetaceae.
AUGCCUUUUCAUUGCCUUCACUUACUGUCUGUCGUUUGUCCUGCUACCUGUGAAUUAUGCGGUCACUGGAUGCCCCAGCAUAGCGGCAAUUGUCCUCGCAAUGGAGUUCAUCCUUCUCAGUGGUCAAUGGACGCAAUCACCGAUAAUCAAACAUGCCGCGAUAACGAUCUUUCCAGAGACACUGCCCAUACCAGUUGCACAAACCAUUAUCCUGACGUGGCUUAUCACCAAAGCGAAUAA